UCCCCAGCCUUUUCGAAGUUGCAAAGACUGGCGAUGCAGGGGAAUUGCAAAAAAUUUUAAAACGCAUGACAGAGACGGAAAAGUUGAAAUUGAUAAAUGGGAGAAAUGAACAAGGGCAGACACCCCUCAAUAUUGCUGUUCGGCGAAAUAACUUUCAAUGUGUCAAGCUUCUUUGCUCAGCAGGGGCAAAUGUUAAUUUAGCAGACAAGGAAGGGAACACACCCUACCACAUUGCAGCAAAGAGAGACCAUACAGAUUGCUUAGAAACACUACUUAAAGUUGAGGACAGAGAACUUGACAAGAAAAGUUUUGAAGGUGAUGCAGCUCUUCAUUUGGCAGUGCGGUGCAACAGCGUUGAAAGUGCAGAGAUGCUCAUAAGAGCAGGAGCCAAUGUUAAUAAGAAAAAUGACACUGCUGGAUCGACCCCACUACAUUUAGCUGUUCUAUUUGACAACAGACAACUAGUUAACCACUUGUUGAUACAGGUCCGUUUCAUUGUAUUGUAUUUAAGGGGGCAAUACACAGAAAAUGGCCAACAAUUGACUUGCGAUUGAUUCCAUACGCGUAGUUCUAC
Thrips palmi is the source of this 574-nucleotide messenger RNA. RefSeq names its product nuclear factor NF-kappa-B p105 subunit-like. The transcript is spliced from 3 exons. Gene Ontology annotation, molecular function: protein binding. Lineage: Eukaryota; Metazoa; Arthropoda; Insecta; Thysanoptera; Thripidae. The record is from RefSeq and is a predicted model, not a curated record. Bases 66 to 554 code for a protein of 162 amino acids.